Molecule: messenger RNA, 909 nt
Organism: Lodderomyces beijingensis
Lineage: Eukaryota; Fungi; Ascomycota; Pichiomycetes; Serinales; Debaryomycetaceae
Source: the annotation of a GenBank genome assembly
AUGGCUGUAUUCAAUUCAAAUCCAGAGAUUCUAUUACGUAAAAGAAAGAAUGCCGACCGCAAAAGAUUAGAAAAACAGGAGCAGAUCCGGGACAAGAUUGCAGCUAACAAGAGAAGCAAACUAGAGCAAAAAAAGAAGAAAUUCAUUCGGGCUGAGACGUUACUCAGAAACCACAAAUCAAAUGAGAUUGAACGCAAGAGAAUCAAAAACGCCUCGAGAAAGCUCAACAAGAUUGACGACGGCGAGACAGAUGCGCUGCUGAAACCCACAAGCUCCCACCAGGGCAAAGUUCAAGAUCAAGGCGAAUACAAGUUACUAUUUUUGAUUAGAAUACCCAACCACACCAAGGGACUCAAGAUUCCGAAAAAGGCAUACCAGAUACUACAGGUGUUGAAGUUGACCCAGUCCAACACGGGUGUAUUCAUUAAAGCUAACGAAGCAACCAUCAGAUUGUUGGGCUUGAUUGCCCCCUACGUCAUUAUUGGCCAGCCUUCGAUUUCGUCGAUCCGGAAGCUUUUCCAAAAAAGAGCCCAGAUUAAGGAGCUUGUCAAGGAUAACGCCGACGACGACGAGCCAGAGUCAAAGUCAAAGUCUCUGGAACAGCCAGUGGAGAAAACCAUUAAGUUGGAUAAUAACCAAGUUGUCGAAGACAAAUUUGGCGAUAAUAUCGGUUGGAUCUGUAUUGAGGAUCUCAUUCAUGAAAUCGUCACGAUGGGACCUGAUUUCGUCAAAAUCACGGGGUGGCUAGAGCCUUUUAAGUUGAAUGCUCCUGUCAACGGGUGGGGUCCGCAAGCCAAAUUGGCACGGUUGAUUUAUGACAACGAUCACAAGGUGUCAAUUUCCUUGGCCCAGGAUUAUAAGUUGAAGGAAGUUGAAGAUAUCGAUGCUAUUAUCGACCAGCAGAAUUAA